Messenger RNA from Trematosphaeria pertusa, 1890 nucleotides. RefSeq names its product MFS general substrate transporter. Lineage: Eukaryota; Fungi; Ascomycota; Dothideomycetes; Pleosporales; Trematosphaeriaceae. The transcript is spliced from 2 exons. Bases 145 to 1779 code for a protein of 544 amino acids. The record is from RefSeq and is a predicted model, not a curated record.
CGCGCUAGCAAGCCGAGCUUGGGGAAGGGAGAGGACUGGCACAUAUCAUGGCCGUGGCCGCCCCGGGCCUGCCUGCUCUCCAUUGUCGUGCGCGGCCUCUCCAGCGCGUCGCAUUGCUGGAUUAUCGUCGACGGCCUGCCCAUCAUGACGGACACCUUUGCACCAGACCAGGCGCCAGGCCCUGCAGAAAAGCUGGCGGCAUUCACGUCCAUUGCCACGCCAGAGCCCGCUGACGCCGGCGGCCAGGCCCAUCCCGGCCCGAACGACCCCGCGGCGACCACCAAGGAGCUAUAUUCCUACUACGCCUACUACGCUGGCAACAAUGGCAUCGGCUCGUUCCAGUACUCCAACCUGCUCUUCCAGAAUCUCAUCUACCAGGCGGGCUUCGACCCCAACGUCAAGCCGCUAGGCAGCCAGACCUGCGAUGUCGACCCUACCGCGCCGUGCCACGUCUUCUGGAACGGCGGCACCAAGGAGUACUCCUCGGUCGUGCUCAUCGCGUCUGGUCUGACCUUUCUGUGCCAGGCCCUGGUCUUCAUCAGCGUGGGCAGCAUGGCCGACUACGGCAACUGGAACCCAUGGGUUGUGCGCACCUUUUCUGUGCUGUCAUGGGCCUUUGAGUUUGGCUUCCUGGGCGUGAAGAGGGCUGACCAGUGGCGGACGGCCAUGGCCCUGUAUAUCCUGUCAGCCAUCACCUUCUGGUCUUCGUACGUCUUCUUCAACGCCAUAUUCCCGAAGCUGUCCCACGACCUCCCAGAGGUGCGCACCGCCUACGCAGAGUUCUCCGCCGGGUCCAUCUCCGAAGACGAGUACGAGCGCCGCUGCUCCAUGGCCCGAUCCAAGGUCAUGAACAUGUCGUAUGGCUGGAACAACGUCGGCUUCACCAUCUCGGCUGCCUUGUCGCUCGCUGCGCUCUUCGGUCUGCAUGCCAACGACUCCGCGGCGCAGAACAACUGGGGAUACUCGGUGUCGGUGGCCGUGUGCACGGGCUUUUGGAUUGUCCUUGCCAUCCCGUGGUUCUUGUGGGAGAAGAGGCGGCCGGGUCCACCGCUUCCUCCGGGCGAGAACUACCUCACCCUCGGUGCCAAGCAGGCGUGGUUCGCGGCCAAGCAAGCGUGGACCCUCAAGCAGACGUUCUUCUACCUCGUCGCCUAUUUCCUCCUCGCCGACGGCAUCUCCACCACCCUCACGCUCGUUGCCAUCGCGCAGACUUCGGUCGUCGAGUUCUCGGCCACCCAGAACACAUACCUGAUCAUCGUGCAAGGGGGAUCGGCGGCUGUUGGCGUCUUCGGCGCGUAUUACGUCCAGAAACUAUUCGGCUUCAAGACAAAGACCAUGCUGCAAGCUGCAAACAUUGGCUGCACACUCGUCGCCUUGUGGGGCAUGAUCGGCAUCUGGACGACCAAGGUCGGGUACCACAACCUCUGGGAGUUCUGGCUCUUCAACGCGCAGUACGGAUUCACGCUCGGGACGCAGUUUUCGUACGGGCAGGCCUUUAUGGCCGAGCUUGUCCCGCGUGGGCGCGAGUACAUGUUCUUCAGUCUUCUGGGCAUUGUCUCCAAGGGCAGUGCCUGGAUAGGCCCGAUCGUGAGUAGUGCCAUUGUCGACUCGAGCGGCAACGCCUGGACGCCCUUCCCGUUUGUCGCCGCUCUUAUCCUGGUGCCGACUGUCGCCAUUUUCUUUAUCAGCGUGGAGAAGAGCCGGCUGGAGUGCAAGACGUACUUGGAGAAGGAGAAGACUGGUUUGCGGAAGGUCUAUGAGGACGAGAAGGACGUUUGACUUGGGAGCUGGGAGGGCGCGAGGGACGCUCUGGCGGAUAUGAGCCAGCCAAUUUGAUACUGUAAAUGCAGCCGCCUUUCUGCGAUAAUAGAAACCAGUCUGAUACUUCUC